Mus pahari (shrew mouse) is the source of this 1329-nucleotide messenger RNA. It is a transcript of the gene Ccdc121, whose product is annotated as coiled-coil domain containing 121. The record is from RefSeq and is a predicted model, not a curated record. NCBI's taxonomy places the organism in Eukaryota, Metazoa, Chordata, Mammalia, Rodentia, Muridae.
AUGGGAAGGCUGGGCAAUGGAGAAGGCGUGUGGGGUCCUGAGAAAGAGUCAGCAGUAGCCGAAUUGGGUAUAGGAGGAGGGGCAAGACCCUGCUCCUCAGAAGUGAGAGAGGAGACAAACUCCCAAAUGCAGUGUAACUGCAUUUCACAGGACAGAAGUCCCAGGUCUGGGGGCAAAUCCAGUCGACCUGCUACGACUAAUUUAGUAGCUGAGACUAAGAAAUUAUAUGAUGUCAACCCUAGCUGUGCAAAGUCCCAUCCUGUGUGCCCCAAAGUAAAGACACCUCUUGAAAAUUGUGUUCCCCGAAGGCACACAUGUGGCACCAGUUCUUUGGCAAAGCCCCUCAGUGAGCAGCAGACUCACUUCCAUGCAUGUCUGAAUUCUGGAACCAGGUUUGCCCAGAGUUCAAAAGGUUCUCCUCAGCCAUCAACGUAUCUUACUAUUCUAAAUGAACUUUUCAAGUCAGAGAGGCUAACAGAAUUAGAGAACAAGGUAAAAAACAAGACAAUCGAGGCACUGGAGAGCCUGAACAGAAAAAUAGAAGGGGCCAGGCUCAAGCAGGAGCGCCUGCUGCAAGACAGCAGGCUGCUGCAGCGUGACACUCUCUGUGUGGGAGCCGAGAAGAACUGCCUUUUGCGAGUCCUAAGGAAGCAAAGUGAGCAGUGUAAACAGAAACACUGGCAACUGUGGAGCCAGCGUGUUCAGCAAUGGGGGGAGAUUAUGCAAAGGAAACAAGAACUGACACUCAGGUUCGCCAAGCAAACUGAGGAACUUCAAACACAGCUCUUUCAGGGAAAGAUCAAGCAGUUCCAGUUGGAGCAGCAAUUUCAGUCAAUGGAGCACAUUUCCUCCACACAGAAGAGCCAGCAGAUGAAAAUCCAGAUGUUAGAGAAGGAACUGGAGGAUGUGAAAGCUGAGACGGCUCGGAAGGACCACCAGGCACAAGUACAGUUCCUGCAGCGAAAGACACACCUAAUAAGACAGAUACAGGGACUCCGGUCGCUGCAGGCAGGAGACCAUAACACCCCAGAGGUUAGGCAGAAGGCCCAGCUCUUCAAGUCCACAGCCAAGAAAGUGAAUUUGGAAUUUUGCCUUAGUGUCUGCAGAGAGAACCAGGAGUUACAGGAAGAUCUAGUGAAGCUAAUCCAGGAGUACCACAAACUAGAGUCUAUAAAGAGGAAACUGGAGAUGUGUAAAAAGUGGCUGAAAGAGGAACGGUGGUAUCAAGAAGCCUUAGUUAGGGGGAGAGGACAGCUUAAGGCAAAGAGGGAGAGGAGUCAUACUUGUGACCCUUGCCCCCCAAACCAGGAUGUCCUGAGGCCACAUUGA